CUGGGUAUAUGAAGCCCUCAGGGCCUGGCUCUUGUUUAAGGUCCCGAGGGCAUCCAAUAAGUCCUACUCUGCCAUGAAGCUCAUCAUCACCUUCCUGGUGUUCUACCUGUCCCUGCUCAACUAUGGUGACGGUUUCUUCGUGGACUCGGUGGUUAAGCCUGUAGCCCAACCUGUAGCUGCUGUAGCUCCUGCUGUGGAAACUGUGGCUGGGGCUGUGCCCAAACUCCCUUUCACCUACUUCAACCCCCUGAAGAUCAUGCUGGCCAGCCUGGGCAUCCCAGUGGAGAACCUCAUUGAGGGUUCCAGGAAGUGUGUCACUGAGCUGGGCCCCGAGGCCGUGGGGGCUGUGAAGACACUGCUGGGGGCACUGACAUUCUUUGGUUGAGCCAAGGCAGGAUUAACUCUACCUGAGGACAAGAAGCUACCCACUGGCAAGGGCUAGAAAUCCAGCCGCUGGUCCUGAAAACGGCCACAUCCUUUAUCUUCCUUAAUAAACCUGGCUAAGAGCA
Molecule: messenger RNA, 509 nt
Organism: Marmota monax (woodchuck)
Lineage: Eukaryota; Metazoa; Chordata; Mammalia; Rodentia; Sciuridae
Gene: Scgb3a1
Product: secretoglobin family 3A member 1
Exons: 3
Coding region: 74-385 (103 amino acids)
Biological process (GO): positive regulation of myoblast fusion
Source: RefSeq, a predicted model, not a curated record